This is a messenger RNA of Rotaria sordida, 1074 nucleotides long. The record is from the annotation of a GenBank genome assembly. NCBI's taxonomy places the organism in Eukaryota, Metazoa, Rotifera, Eurotatoria, Philodinida, Philodinidae.
AUGAUAAAUGCAUCGGUUGUAUGUUCUCUUCUCACAGAGAAGUUUUCUCAAUCUACAGGAUCGAGAAAAAUUAGUCUUCAAUCUCCAUCAGCACGUGAAGAAGAGGUUACCAAUCAUUUAGCUGAAUUAUUAAAUACAAUUAUCAACUGUCAUGAGUUUACUGUAGAAAGUGAAAUUUCUCUUGAUUACAUUUCCGAUGAUUUAACCGAAGAUGAAAUUGAUCAAUAUGCUGUAUCAGAAGACUCUGACUUAGAUCCUAAUUUCAACGACACGGACAACGACGACAGUGAUGAUCUUCUUCAAAAAUUUUCUUUAGAUUAUAUGAAAAAGGUUAUUGAAUGUUAUGAUGAAAGAAAUCCGUUGACAGGAAAACACCGUCGGUCUUGGAAGGGUGUGAAGCGUCGGUUUAAACGUGUUAUACAUUCAUCAUAUAUAUCUCGUUUUCGUGCUUAUAUUGAAAAGGGAGGAACGAGAACGCAAAAAUGGGAAAAUAUUAAUAAUUAUGUUUAUCAUAAAUUUGAACAAGCUCGAGAAUCUAAUCUUCUUGUACAUGAUCUCGACUUACGUCGCUGGGGCUUAGAAAAAGCUAAACAAGAAUUAUUCCAUGAGUUUACUGCUUCAGAAAAAUGGUUGUUUAAUUUUAAAAUAGAGCACAACAUAUGCUCGAGAAAAGUAACUAAAGUGAGUAACUUAUCUCAACUAUUUUUAAUAGAGUAAUCACUUUUCUGAAAACUACAUAUUGUCUAUAUCUACUAAAAAAUUUAUCUUUUUUGCUUUUUAAAAAUUUGUUUCUGUACUUGUAUAAAAAUAGAUUUCCUUUUAUAUCAUUUCACGUACCUUCAAAUUUCAUUCUACUAGAUAGAUGCUUCUUUAUUUUCAAUUUCUUAUAAUAUUAAUCGCAUAGAGAGUAUUUUUAUCACUCAACUAUAAAUACAAAACCGUUGAGAAAAUAUGCAAGAAAAAAGCUUAAAAUUCCUGUUUUAUUGGACAUAAAGAUAAAAAAUAUUCUGCUGUAGGUAAUAGCAACUAAACAAGUAACAAGUAAAGAAGAAGUUCAACAUUCUGCUGAUGAAU